CUGAGCACGUCAAGUUUCAGCCGUCACAGUCCAGCACGUACCAGGCCAUAGGGACCCCCUUCUCCAUCCAGUACGGGACUGGCAGUCUGACGGGGGUCAUCGGAUCUGACCAAGUAGUCGUCGAGGGCCUCACCGUGAGCAACCAGCAGUUUGCGGAGAGUGUCAGCGAGCCGGGAAAAGCCUUCCUGGAUGCCAAGUUCGACGGGAUCCUGGGGCUGGCCUACCCCUCGCUGUCUGUGGACGGGGUCACCCCCGUCUUCGACAACAUGAUGGCACAAAAUCUGGUGGAGCUGCCCAUGUUCUCCGUCUACAUGAGCACGAACCCGGAAUCCUCCCUGGGAGGAGAGCUGCUCUUUGGUGGCUUUGACCCAUCUCGCUUCACGGGGACCCUGAACUGGGUGCCGGUCACCCAGCAAGGGUACUGGCAGAUCCAGCUGGACAACAUCCAGCUGGGUGGGACAGUGGCUUUCUGCGUGAGCGGCUGCCAGGCCAUCGUGGACACCGGGACAUCGCUCAUCACAGGUCCUACCAAGGAUAUAAAAGAAUUGCAAAGCUAUAUCGGUGCCACACCUGUGGACGGAGAGUACGCCGUGGAGUGCAGCAACCUCAACGUGAUGCCCGAUGUGACCUUCACCAUCAACGGGCUCCCCUACACGCUCAGCGCCCAGGCCUACACCCUCAUGGAGAACAGCGAUGGCGUGGCCUUCUGCACCAGCGGCUUCCAGGGGAUGGACAUCCCCCCUCCCGCCGGACCCCUCUGGAUUUUGGGCGAUGUUUUCAUCCGUCAGUUUUACUCCGUUUUUGACCGUGGAAAUAACAGGGUGGGGUUGGCCCCCGCCGUCCCGUAG
Phaethon lepturus (White-tailed tropicbird) is the source of this 848-nucleotide messenger RNA. It is a transcript of the gene CTSE, whose product is annotated as cathepsin E. Gene Ontology annotation, biological process: proteolysis. The annotation marks the transcript as partial. NCBI's taxonomy places the organism in Eukaryota, Metazoa, Chordata, Aves, Phaethontiformes, Phaethontidae. The transcript has 6 exons. Gene Ontology annotation, cellular component: endosome. Gene Ontology annotation, molecular function: aspartic-type endopeptidase activity. The record is from RefSeq and is a predicted model, not a curated record.